Molecule: messenger RNA, 1657 nt
Organism: Brienomyrus brachyistius
Lineage: Eukaryota; Metazoa; Chordata; Actinopteri; Osteoglossiformes; Mormyridae
Product: eukaryotic translation initiation factor 4E-1A
Exons: 7
Coding region: 32-787 (251 amino acids)
Biological process (GO): translational initiation
Cellular component (GO): eukaryotic translation initiation factor 4F complex; cytoplasm
Molecular function (GO): RNA 7-methylguanosine cap binding; translation initiation factor activity
Source: RefSeq, a predicted model, not a curated record
CUGGUUGCGGUUAAGGAACUUGCUGGUGCGCAUGCGCACAGAGGACGCCAUCGUAGGCCGCUUUUUAUUGGAUCUUUCGGGCCAAUCAGCUCUUAUGAUCAUACCAGAGGCCUCUGAGUCAGAUUGCUAUAAGAUGGCGACCGCGGAACCGGAAACCACUUUAAGUUCCCAAAAUUCUGACGAGGAGAAGCAGCCCGAAGCAGCCAGCCAGGAAGUUGUGUGUCCGGAAGACUACGUCAAACACCCACUACAGAACAGAUGGGCACUUUGGUUCUUCAAAAACGACAAAAGCAAAACUUGGCAGGCCAAUCUGCGGCUCAUCUCCAAGUUCGACACUGUUGAGGAUUUCUGGGCUCUCUACAAUCACAUUCAGCUGUCAAGCAACUUGAUGUCGGGUUGUGACUACUGCCUUUUCAAGGACGGAAUUGAGCCAAUGUGGGAGGACGAGCGAAACAAGCAGGGAGGUCGCUGGCUGAUCACCCUUUCGAAGCAGCAGCGGAGGGCCGACCUCGAUCGCUUCUGGCUCGAGACCCUCCUGUGCCUUGUAGGCGAAGCCUUUGACGAUCAUAGCGACGAUGUAUGUGGCGCUGUCGUCAACAUCCGAGCAAAAGGGGACAAAAUAUCGAUAUGGACGACUAACUAUGAAAACAAAGAUGCCGUAACGCACAUAGGAAGAGUGUACAAGGAGAGAUUGGGGGUCCCAUCGAAGAUAAUCAUCGGAUACCAGUCUCACGCAGACACAGCCACAAAAAGCGGUUCUACCACCAAGAACAAGUUUGUUGUGUAGGGAGGCCAUCAGAGCCUGUGAAACACAGCACCUUCUCAAUUUAAGUUCUUUUUAUUUUAUUAUUAUUAUUAUUGUUAUUUUUUUUACUCAUUUAACGUUCCAAAAUAGCGUCGAACAAUCCAUGCCCAGGUUAAAGCCAAAGUCCCUUCGUGGAGGAUCAGGCUGCUCGGAGUUGGAAGCCCUCUUCUGAGUUCACACCCGGUCUUCCGUAGCCUGUCUCCGCUCCUCUGGACAAUGUCGCAGGAACAAAGAUGGACUUUGGGAAAACAAAGGAUGACCUCAUUUCACGGCUGGCUGUCUCUUUAGGCGACUUUAAAUUCCGGGGGAAAGAGAGAACCUGAAAAAGUAGUUUGUGUUAAAGUACGAAAUUUAAGAACCGUGCUCACUUUAAAAUCGUAUUGAUCCAUUUAGUGGCGGAUGAUUUUCACUCUUUGUGAAGCUUUUCUAAUUAGCCAACGCUUUUCACGGUUUACCGCCAAGGUUUUCUGCGGUAAUCCUCUGGUUCACUGUAAUUUAUUUUAUGUAGCUGUUCUGACAGUGUUGAGACUUUAUUUCCUUAACUUUGAAGGUUAAAAUGGCUGGUUUAUUGUAUAUGUAUCUUAGAGGGCUUUGGAAUUAAUAGUUGGUGUGAUUUAUUUCCUCUUAAAAUAUUAUUUUGGUUAUAAGGAAAAGGUUGUUACUGCAGCUGUAUAUCAUUUUUUUAUUUUUUUUUUAGACUUUAUUACAUUCCUUGUCUCACACAGUUGCACGUAUCACCAAAAGGCUUGUUUUAAGCAUUUCUGUUUGUGUUCAUUAAAAUGUGUUCAGUUAAAUUUCACUCAUUAAGGCAGUGUAAAAAAAACUGUAAAUAAAUGUGUACAGUUAAUUGUC